AUGACACCUGUCAAUCACACUGACGUGCAUGAGUUCAUUCUCCUGGGGCUGACCACCCGCCCGGAUCUGCAGGUCCCCCUUUUCCUGGUUUUCCUGUCCAUGUACACAGUGACACUCCUGGGGAAUUUUGGGCUGAUUGCAUUAAUCAGGACUGAUCUUAACCUUCACACCCCCAUGUACUAUUUCCUUGGCCACUUGGCCUUUGUUGACAUUUGCUACUCCUCCAUCAUCCUCCCCAAAAUGCUGGUACAGAUCUUGAUGGAGGACAAAACCAUUGGCUUCUCAGAGUGUGCAGCCCAGCUGUGCUUCUUCGUUGUUUUUGGGGUCACCGAGUGCCUCUUGCUGGCUGUGAUGGCCUAUGACCGGUACAUGGCCAUCUGCAAGCCCCUCCUGUACCCCACCAUCAUGUGCAGAGCGACAUGCCGCUGGCUCGUGGCUGCUUCCUACGCCAUCAGCAUUGUGCAUGCGGUGACGCAUACCACUUUCAUCUUUACAUCCUCCUUCUGCCAGACCUAUGUCAUCAAUCACUAUUUCUGCGACAUUGCCCCGCUGCUGGCUCUCUCCUGCUCUGACACCCACACCUAUGAGCUGGUUGUCCUUGAGAAUCAAACUGGGCAAGUUACAGAGCUGACUCUUGUGGGACUCACGGACAACCCCAGGCUGCAGGCACCUCUCUUCGUGCUGUUCUUCCUCAUUUAUGCCAUAACGCUGGCAGGGAACCUGGGGAUGGUUGUGCUGAUCAGGAGCAGUGGCCAACUUCAGACGCCCAUGUACUUUUUCCUCAGCAGUUUGUCUCUCCUGGAUGCUUGCUACUCAACAGUGGUGGCACCAAGGGCUUUAGUGAACUUUCUGAUGGAGAAGAAAACUAUCUCCCUGGCUGGCUGCGCUGCCCAGAUGUUUUUUUUCAUAGGUUUUGGGACCACCGAGUGCUUCCUGCUGGCCGCCAUGGCGUACGACCGCUACGUGGCCAUCUGCAGCCCUCUGCUUUACACGGCCAUUAUGUCUCGACGGGUCUGCAUCCUGCUGGUGGCUGGCUCAUACGUCCUUGGGCUUCUGCACUCUCUGGUGCACACGGACUUCACCUUCAGCCUGUCUUUCUGCCAGCCAGCUGAGGUUGACCAUUUCUACUGUGGUAUCAUGCCUGUUCUAGCACUGUCCUGCUCUGACACCCACAUCAACAGGUGUUUGAUAUUCGGUCUUGGAGGACUGGUUGAGAUGGUGACCAUCCUGGCUGUCCUGGUCUCCUAUGCCUUUAUCCUCUAUGCCACCUCAAAGAUCAGCUCCGCUAAGGGCCGGCACAAAGCCUUUUCCACCUGCACCCCUCACCUGGCUGGAGUCACCAUCUUCCAUGGGUCUAUCCUCGCCCUGAACUUCCGACCAAACUCCAGUGAUGUCCUGAACACUGACAAGAUCUUUGCUGUGUUUUACUCUCUGGUGGUGCCCAUGCUGAACCCUCUGAUCUACAGCCUCAGGAACAGGGACGUGAGGAAUGCCCUGAAGGAGUUUGUCAUGUGGAAGUAGCUCCGGCACAAUCUCGAUCUUCUGGUUUUGUGAUAGAGGACUCCAUAACUUCACUUGAUGCCAAGAAUUUUUGUUUCCCUGCCUUAUGCUUGAGAAUGCCAGUUUUGGUUUCGAACAUUUGCAAAGAAUCAGUUUUCCAGAGAGGUUGUGCAGGCUCCCCCUUGGAGCCUCCAGAAACCACCAGGAAACGAUCCAGGACAACCUGCUCUGGG
Messenger RNA from Oxyura jamaicensis (ruddy duck), 1733 nucleotides. Its product is annotated as olfactory receptor 1102-like. Gene Ontology annotation, molecular function: G protein-coupled receptor activity; odorant binding; olfactory receptor activity. Lineage: Eukaryota; Metazoa; Chordata; Aves; Anseriformes; Anatidae. Gene Ontology annotation, cellular component: membrane. The coding region runs from base 1 to 1521 and encodes 506 amino acids. The record is from RefSeq and is a predicted model, not a curated record. The transcript has 2 exons. Gene Ontology annotation, biological process: sensory perception of smell; G protein-coupled receptor signaling pathway.